AUGGAGUUUUGCAUUAGUCGACCAAGUGGUAGCAGGUUCAACGCCCUGGUCAGCCGGUAUAUAGCCUUCUCUUUGAGAUGGAGUACUGCUGAUUCUCAUUGUGACUUUCAGAACUGUCUCGAAAGGUUUGAUGCCGAGGCUGGAGAGAACGAUGCCAAACUCAUUGCAUUCCCUGAGCUAUGGAUUCCCGGGUACCCAAACUAUAUCCAUGCGCAUGCAGAGAAGGCAUGCACGGAAUACAACCUCAAGUACUACCGAAAUGCCAUCAAUCUCGACUCCGAGCACAUGGAGCGAAUUCGCUUAGGUGCCAGGGCAGCAAAGAUUAUGGUGGUUCUCGGAUUCGCAGAGAGAGAUCGAGGCAGCUUGUACAUGUCACAGACUUUCAUCGGUCCGGACGGUGAUGUCCUGCUGCACAGAAGAAAGUUCAAGCCCACCGCCCAGGAAAGAAUAAUCUUUGGUGAUGCCUCUGGCGACUGCGCCAAAAACGUCGUGGCCACACCGAUCGGGCGCGUUGGAGGCCUACAAUGCUUCGAGCACUUUCAACCCUUGCUCAAAUACAACACUUACUGCCAAGGGGAGCAGAUUCACGUUGCAUCGUGGCCCAAUCUAUUCGACCCAGUGGGAAAAAUGCCACUCUUCAACUCCAGAGAGCCUUGUACUUGGGCCAGUCAUACCCUUGCUGUUGAGGGGGGCACAUUUGUCCUUUUGGCUUCGUCGAUUCAGACAGAAAAGGGUCUCGUGGCACAUGGACUCGCUGCAGACAGCGACACAGAAGAAAAACCUCACACGGCCAUCAUUGGGGGCGGAUUCUCAGAGAUCAUUGCGCCAGACGGACGCACCCUUGUCAAAAGCUCAAGCUCGACCUUCGAUGGGAUCAUAUAUGGCGAAUUAGACUUCAACGAAAUUUACAUAGCUAAGAGCUCUGUGGAUCCUGUUGGACAUUAUUCCCGUCCAGAUAUCUUCACAUUGCAUGUGAACGACACUAUCAACAGUCAUACUAUCAUUGCGGAACAGAAAAAUAGCUUCGAUAACUUGUCCAAGUUUCCAGCCCUGCCGGUUGAGAAAAGCCAGCGCGCGAGCGAUCCGCAAAAUAUAUAA
Monascus purpureus is the source of this 1098-nucleotide messenger RNA. The record is from the annotation of a GenBank genome assembly. Lineage: Eukaryota; Fungi; Ascomycota; Eurotiomycetes; Eurotiales; Aspergillaceae.